AUGGACCAGCGAUUUUUCACAGAUGAAGAGAUCAAAAUCUCAAGACGACGGCAGCUUGAGAAUAAGGUCUUUAUCACGACUUCCGUGAUCUGGAUUUUGAUCUGCUGCUCGACUUUGUACAAAGAUGCUCUUGUUACGAUGGCGAGAGAGGCAGAGAAAGAGUUUGAUAGCAGCUACGAGUAUAUUUUUGAUGAAAAUGCGGAUUUGUAUGUGUUGCCAGAACAGUAUAUUGAAUCGACGGCGAAUAAACAACUGGAAGCUGUUGGGUUGAUGCAGAACAUUUCAAAUACAAACAACCUGCACUGCUCCGAAUCAACUCGAAUGCUCGUCAUCAUCAACAGUAACAUUCGCCGUGUCCAGCGCCGAGCUAAUAUUCGAACAAAUUGGACUUCAACAGAUCAAAUCGAGCGAGUCUUUCUUCUCGGUAUUCCUGCUGGUUACGAUACGCGCCAAAUACCGGCGUACAAAGAAAUGCAAAAAGAAGUCGAGAGACAUCAAGAUGGAAUAGUUCUCAAUGUCGUUGAAAACAGUGGGAACAAAACAAUCAAAGUUCUUGGCGGAACCAGAUUCGCCCGAGAAAGCUGCCCGGUUCCGUAUUAUCUGAUGGUCGAAGAUGACCUCGACGUGAACAUCACAGCCCUAGAAAGCAUGCUUGAAAAUCAAAAGCUUCAAAAUGGCUCGAUCUGGUGCUCGAAUCCAGUUCAAAAGCCACGAGUUCGUCGAGAAGGACGAUGGAUGGUACCGACAGAUGAAUUUGAGCAAGAAUAUUUUCCGCCAUAUUGCGCGAACGGAAAUUAUAUCUUGUCGAAGAUAACUUCUUCGUUGCUCUUUAAAACUGCGUUGCAGACGGAGAAUUUCAGAUUUCAGGAUGUUCAUAUUACAGGAAUUUUACGAAAGAAGUCGAAAUUGAUCGAUCCUAUAAAAAUAGAAGAACAUUACUGUGCAAAAAUGCCGAAAACUCCAACAACUGCCCUUGCUCUUCCAAACAUCGAGCUUCAAUUAUAA
Molecule: messenger RNA, 1005 nt
Organism: Oikopleura dioica
Lineage: Eukaryota; Metazoa; Chordata; Appendicularia; Copelata; Oikopleuridae
Source: the annotation of a GenBank genome assembly